AUGUCGGCCAUGCAGGGCCAGCGCUUAACGGGUUCGACUGCGAGGUCGACGCCCAACCGCCGGGACUUGCGCAAGUAUGCCAGACUGUUUGUAAAGACAGACCAGGAUGGCGAUGGGUUUGUUAGCAGCGAUGAGGCCUAUUCCCUAUUCACGAGGUCACAGUUGCCCGAGGACGCUCUUCAACAAAUUUGGACUUUAUCCAACGUGAGUGGGAGUGGCAUGCUGAGCUUCCCAGAGUUUGUUGCUGCCAUGCACCUGAUCCGGGAAGCUCGCCAGACUCAGCAGAGUCCGGAGGCGAUCUCUUCAGACCUCUUCGCCUUCCUGGGCAGCCUCUCAGAGACUGCCCAAGAACUGUCCGUGGAAGGAUCCUCGCAGUCUGCCCGCACCCUGCAAGGGUCUCAUGCACCAGCGAGCUCCGCUUUUCAGGGCACCGGCCCACUCAGCCCGCACAGCCCCAACGGCCCAAGCGGCCCAAGCGGCCCACACGGCCCGCACAGCCCACACUUUGGCCACGCAGAGGCGCCGGCCGCAAUGCCAGGCAACGAGGCGCAUCAGGAUCAGGCACAGGAUGCGUUUGGACUUGGCGAUUGGGGGCAGGGAGAUGAGGGCAAAAAGAAGAAGGGCCGGAGGAAGGAGAAACAAGAAAGUCCCCCAGAGGCGCAGCUUGAGGUGCCGGAAGUACCAUGGGACUCGCAAGUUCCGGCUCCUGGAGCUGAUGCGGACUUUGGAAGUGCUUGGACCACUUUUGGGGACCAGGAGAACACAGAAAGCAAGGCAAAGAAGGAGAAGAAGGAGAAGAAGGAGAAGAAAGACAAGAAAGACAAGGAGAGGGAGGACAAGCAGACUCGGUUUGAGCCGGAGCCAAGCACCGCUUGGCCUACUGGAGGUGACUGGUCCAAGCCUUCCUUCCCGGCUCUGGACCAGAGCAGCCGCGGAAGCCCCCAGAGUAGCCCCUCUGCGUUCAGAACAAGUGGAACAGGUGGAACCCGCCAGACCAGUCAGCCUCAAACCCGAAUGGGCUUGCGAUUUGACCUGGACUUUGGCAAGGAUGCGGAUCCCGACUACAUAGCGAGGCUACAGGAGAUGACCUUCUUUGCUCGAUUUUGGCUUGAGGAGAUCCUGGAUGUUCCGCAGGGAAGCUCCCCACCGGCAACUUCUCCCAAAACGGCACAGGCAUUGAGGUGGGCAGGCUGUCGCCACGACGGGCACUUCGAGGAUAGGUACAAGACCGCCUACAAGGACAUGGGGGACUACGCCAGCCCCGCGCUGCACGUGGCCCUGAUGGGCUUUCGCUCGCCAGCCCAAGGCUCGGCAGUGAUGCCAGCACCAGGCCAACCCUUCUUAAAGAGCCUCACGCCCCACUUUGUGCGGCCCGCUCCUGCCAAGACUGUCCAGGAGGUUGGGAAAGAUACCAUGACCCGAAGUCUGGGACGCUUGACUUUUGCGCCAAUGACCGCUGCCUGA
Symbiodinium natans is the source of this 1464-nucleotide messenger RNA. The record is from the annotation of a GenBank genome assembly. Lineage: Eukaryota; Dinophyceae; Suessiales; Symbiodiniaceae.